Molecule: messenger RNA, 1182 nt
Organism: Angiostrongylus costaricensis
Lineage: Eukaryota; Metazoa; Nematoda; Chromadorea; Rhabditida; Metastrongylidae
Source: the annotation of a GenBank genome assembly
AUGUUCUCAUGGACCAGAAAACAGCAGCUUCCUUCCCAUAUUGAAGGCACGCAAGGACUUUACGUCAGACGAGCCAGUCCACCUCGAGUACCUUCGCUUUCCUCACAUACUCGUACGCUGGCAAAAAAAUCUUCAAUCGCUGUUGAUGUGUCGACGUCGAAUAACACCGGAUGCGCUCAGGAUUCGUCCACAACAUCUCAACCCUCACAUUCCGAAUUACGUGCGAAUAAGGGUGAGCCAGUAACGUUGUAUGCAGAUGGACCAACCGUGAGACCACACUCGGACUCAGCCCUAAGUGUGACUUCCACAACCUCACUACCACCAUCGCAUGGUCAUCUGAUGGUGAAUCAUAUCGACAGUACAGAAGAGCGAAGAAGCCCGAUGGGAAAUUUGUCCUCACAAAGUUUUAGUGAUCCAAGUAGGCGAGAGUAUCUUCGAAAGCCGUUGACAUCUUCACACAGCAUCGGAAACGUCGAAUCCUUUAUGGACCACUUAAGCGCUCAGUCGUCUACAGCAGUGCAGCAGCGAUUUGUUUCGUUACAAAGUCUUCCUGGUCAACGGAGGCAAUUGGGAUCCUCAAUUAUUGGAGAUAACUGCUUAGUGUCUGGUACACCACAACAAGAUGAAUUACCGCUUCCACCAAAUUGGGCUGUAGAAGUGACACCAGAUGGGUACAGGUACUAUGUUGAUCAUAACACCUGCAGAACCCAUUGGAUUCAUCCAUUAGCCAGAGAAAACCUACCUCCUGGUUGGAAUAAAAUUUUUCAACACAAUACUGGAGUUAUUUAUUAUAAUGAAAUGGAUGGUCGGUCACAAGUAGAGCAUCCUGGACUUGCGCAGCCGGUAAAUCAGUCCGUUAAUCAACCAAUCGUGCCGAUUAAUCGGACGGAAUCCAUGAUGGUGGCAAGUCAUCGUGCCGAAAGUGCUGUCGAACAUCUCAACAUCAUACACCAUGAAGAGGUUCCAGAAUGGCUCAUGAUCUACUCCCAGGCUGAUACAUCACUCGAUCAUCUUCUGGAGUGGGAUUUGUUCAAUACUAUGCAGUUGGAACAAUAUGAGGAAAUGAUGCUGAAAUUGUACAAGCAAGAAGUUAUUGACACAGUUCGAAGAUAUGAGCGAAUGCGAGCGGUGCUUAACCUAGAAAUUGUUCGGCGAACCCAACCACAUCCACGUAAUGAAUGA